Sorex fumeus (smoky shrew) is the source of this 2650-nucleotide messenger RNA. It is a transcript of the gene PAK3, whose product is annotated as p21 (RAC1) activated kinase 3. Gene Ontology annotation, biological process: regulation of axonogenesis; intracellular signal transduction; regulation of MAPK cascade. The transcript has 19 exons. The coding region runs from base 442 to 2121 and encodes 559 amino acids. Lineage: Eukaryota; Metazoa; Chordata; Mammalia; Eulipotyphla; Soricidae. The record is from RefSeq and is a predicted model, not a curated record. Gene Ontology annotation, molecular function: protein serine/threonine kinase activity; ATP binding. Gene Ontology annotation, cellular component: cytoplasm.
AGCCCUUAGGUGCCAUUGCCCUGUUUGUGAUCUGGGCUCUGACAAGGUGACAGCCGCACUUUGGAGGGCUCCCACGUUCCUUAGGAGUCUUGCUCUCCUGGCAGAAUCCAGUGCCUGAAUCUGGACUUGAGGGUUCUGGUCUGUGGUGCUUAGAAGCGAAGGAGAGAAGGACUCAAGUCCAGGCCAACUGUCUGACUGUCUGAGGUGCUGGAACAGAAGGAGGUCCAUUCCUGUUUGGUGACAGCACUGUGGCCCUGUUCUGGGAUGUUCGAGGUAUAAAGGUUUCCCCCAAGAAAGCAGCUGAGUCCUUGCAACUUGCCCAGCACUGAGUUCCUCGGAGCUGAAGGCAGCCUGGCCCCUUCUCAAUGGUCAGUACCCAACUGUACUGAGGUCCUGCAGCCGUGGCGGUGUGAGGAGCUGUGCAUUCAGUUAUAACUGAAAAUGUCUGAUAGUCUGGAUAAUGAAGAGAAGCCCCCAGCUCCCCCACUGAGAAUGAAUAGUAACAACCGAGAUUCUUCAGCACUCAACCACAGCUCCAAACCACUUCCCAUGGCCCCUGAAGAGAAGAAUAAGAAAGCCAGGCUUCGCUCUAUCUUCCCAGGAGGAGGGGAUAAAACCAAUAAGAAGAAAGAGAAAGAACGCCCAGAGAUCUCUCUUCCUUCAGACUUUGAGCAUACGAUUCACGUGGGGUUUGAUGCUGUCACCGGGGAAUUCACUCCAGAUCUCUAUGGCUCACAGAUGUGCCCAGGGAAGCUCCCAGAGGGAAUUCCUGAGCAAUGGGCACGAUUACUCCAAACUUCCAACAUAACAAAACUGGAACAGAAGAAGAACCCUCAGGCUGUUCUAGAUGUUCUCAAAUUCUAUGAUUCCAAAGAAACUGUCAACAACCAGAAAUACAUGAGCUUUACAUCAGGAGAUAAAAGUGCACAUGGAUACAUAGCAGCCCAUCCUUCGAGUACUAAAACAGCGUCAGAGCCUCCCUUGGCUCCUCCUGUGUCUGAGGAAGAAGAUGAAGAAGAGGAGGAGGAAGAAGAUGACAAUGAGCCCCCACCAGUUAUUGCACCAAGACCAGAGCAUACAAAAUCAAUCUAUACUCGUUCUGUAGUUGAAUCCAUUGCCUCACCAGCAGCACCAAAUAAAGAAGUCACACCACCUUCUGCUGAGAAUGCCAAUUCCAGUACUUUAUAUAGAAACACAGAUCGGCAAAGGAAAAAAUCCAAGAUGACAGAUGAGGAGAUCUUAGAGAAGCUAAGAAGCAUUGUGAGUGUUGGUGACCCAAAGAAAAAAUACACGAGAUUUGAAAAAAUUGGUCAAGGGGCAUCAGGUACUGUUUAUACAGCUCUAGACAUUGCAACAGGACAAGAGGUGGCCAUAAAACAGAUGAACCUUCAACAGCAACCCAAAAAGGAAUUAAUUAUUAAUGAAAUUCUUGUCAUGAGGGAAAAUAAGAACCCCAAUAUUGUUAAUUAUUUAGAUAGCUACUUAGUGGGCGAUGAACUGUGGGUAGUCAUGGAAUACUUGGCUGGUGGCUCUUUGACUGAUGUGGUAACAGAAACCUGUAUGGAUGAAGGACAGAUAGCAGCUGUGUGCAGAGAGUGCCUCCAGGCUUUGGAUUUCUUGCACUCAAACCAAGUGAUCCAUAGAGAUAUAAAGAGUGACAAUAUUCUCCUUGGGAUGGAUGGCUCUGUUAAAUUGACUGAUUUUGGGUUCUGUGCCCAAAUAACUCCUGAGCAAAGUAAACGAAGCACCAUGGUUGGAACACCCUAUUGGAUGGCACCUGAGGUGGUGACUCGGAAGGCCUAUGGUCCGAAGGUUGAUAUCUGGUCUCUGGGUAUUAUGGCAAUUGAAAUGGUGGAAGGUGAACCCCCUUACCUUAAUGAAAAUCCACUCAGGGCAUUAUAUUUGAUUGCCACAAAUGGAACACCAGAGCUCCAGAAUCCAGAGAGAUUGUCUGCUGUAUUCCGUGACUUUUUAAAUCGCUGUCUUGAGAUGGAUGUGGAUAGGCGAGGGUCUGCCAAGGAGCUCUUGCAGCAUUCAUUUUUAAAAUUAGCCAAGCCUCUCUCCAGCCUGACACCUCUCAUUAUUGCUGCAAAGGAAGCGAUCAAGAACAGCAGCCGCUAGAACUGCAAGCCUUACCCCACACCAUCUCCCUCAUCAGUAAGACUGAAAUAAAACUCUGCUGCAGAAAAUAUGGAAGAAAAAAGACAGUCAAAUGGGCUGGAGGUUCUUUAACUUUCAAAUGAAUAGAAACUUCUUAUAAGCCUUUUUCCUACUCCCUAGGAUUCUGUAAUUUAUUUGUAAGCCUGAAUUGCAGCCCCAAUAGGGCAGCAAUGCUGAAGUGGCUAGAAAGUGGUCACUUUUACCGUGAAGCGAAAGAGCCAGUAGUGAAUCCCCUCAUUUUGUGCAUACACUUUGGAGAAAAAUAUUUCUCAAAGAUGCACACUUCCUCUUCAUAGUGUUGUAUUUGUUUUUAAGUUAGAGUAGUCCCUCUUGCAUUCAAACCUCCUUCAGAUUUCCUUACCAAAUGUGAUGUUUUUCACUUGCAUUGUCAUUAACUAUUGAGAAAAAAAAGAGGUCAAAACAUUUUUUAGAAGGAAAACUAAAUAAAAACAAAGAAACAAACAACACACACAGGCACACACAUACAACA